AAUUGUCUACAUUUUUUAAAUGCAAUGUACUCAAUAAAUCUUGUAAGUAAGUUUGUACAUGGCAAUUAUUAUGUUAGUGUGUAUAAUCAAUGGUAACAUUUGAAGACAUUAGGGCAUUAUACAUGAAAUUAAAUGUUUAGAAUAUUUUGACGAAACAUUUAUUUGGUUGAUACACCGAUACACGCUCUGCUCUGCUCUGUAUAAUAUGCCAUUACUGAGACACACUAUUUUGGAGGGGAUCGCUUUGACUUUUAACCAGUUCCUAACCUAAAAAAUAAGAGUAUAAAAAUAAACCAUAAACAUGUUUAUAUUAGUGGAAAUGAAAAAUGUUACUCGCAUCACACCCGAUUUAUUUAAUAUUAAGCUAAAUGACGCAAUUGCCUCAGAAUUAAAUAAGAAAUUGGCCAAUAAGGUGGUUUUAAACGUUGGAUUGUGUAUCGCAUUGUACGAUAUAACGAGUUUACAAGAAUCAUUUAUAUUUCCGGGAGACGGCUCGUCUCAUACGAGAGUGUCGUUUCGAUACAUCGUUUUCCGCCCAUUCGCAGAAGAAAUCCUUUUAGGCAAAAUUAGGUCUUCCAGUGCGGAAGGUGUACACGUUUCACUAGGUUUCUUCGACGAUAUUAUUAUUCCACCGACUUAUUUGCAACAUCCGUCGCGGUUCGACGAAACGGAACAAGCUUGGGUGUGGGAGUACGACACGGGAGAUGGUAGUAAGCAUGAUCUCUUCAUGGAUACAGGGGAACCGAUCAGGUUUAAAGUAACCGCGGAGGCGUUUCAGGAAACUUGUCCGUCCACUACUUUCGUGCCGACCGCACCCGAUGCGAUCGAGAAAUCCGAAAAUAAAACACCGUACAUAAUUACGGGAAGUAUUAACGAACCCGGUUUGGGAUUGUUAACGUGGUGGGAUAAUUAGAAUUAAUUUUUUAAGUUUUAUAUUUGUAAAUAAAUAUAUCUACAAAA
Photinus pyralis (common eastern firefly) is the source of this 960-nucleotide messenger RNA. RefSeq names its product DNA-directed RNA polymerase III subunit RPC8 (gene Polr3H). The record is from RefSeq and is a predicted model, not a curated record. Gene Ontology annotation, biological process: transcription initiation at RNA polymerase III promoter; DNA-templated transcription. Gene Ontology annotation, cellular component: RNA polymerase III complex. NCBI's taxonomy places the organism in Eukaryota, Metazoa, Arthropoda, Insecta, Coleoptera, Lampyridae. The transcript has 3 exons. The coding region runs from base 302 to 913 and encodes 203 amino acids.